Molecule: messenger RNA, 1204 nt
Organism: Linum tenue
Lineage: Eukaryota; Viridiplantae; Streptophyta; Magnoliopsida; Malpighiales; Linaceae
Source: the annotation of a GenBank genome assembly
AAAAAGUUCAUCGAAACCACACAGGACAAAAAUCUAUAGUAAUUGAAAAUAAAAGUUCUUGAAAGCAAAGUUGAUAGAAUUAUGAACAUGGAAGAGGAUCAACGACCAUGGGCUGAUAUAUGCCCAUAUCUCUUGGAUUCCAUCUACAACAGACUCUCGUCUCAUGUCGACGGUACUCACUUUGGCAGCGUAUGCAAGAACUGGCACCAAGUUCACUCUCACAUCGCCCUUUCCAAUCCCCGACCUGUGUUGAUCAGCCAUGCAAAAUUGUCCAGCUCGGACGUCAUCCAAGUGCGGGAGGGUAAGCGACUUGUUCUCCAACGGCGUCGUGAAUCUCAAAUCCCAUAUGAGCUUGCAGGUGAAGACAUAGCAAUCCUCGGGAUGGCGGGUGCGUGGUUUUUUAUAAAAGUGCGUGAUGCUUUUUUGGGCUGGUACAAUCCUCUACUCCGAAGUCCUGCAAACUACUUCAGUCUUCCCAACCCGAGUUGGCGUUUUUCUACCUACGAUGACCAUUACAGACCUGACACAGUACUCAAAUUUGCUUUCUCAGCGCUACCCACGGCUCUCGACUCGGCAAUCCUCGUGGUGUAUGGCGACUCCUAUCUCUGCAUGUUUCGUCGUGAAAACAAUGCUGAAUUUGAGCAAAAGACAUACGAUUUCUCAUUGAGUGGGAAAAAAGGACAAACAUGUCUUGGCGUGGGCUACAAAGACAAUAGAUUCUUCUGUUUAUUUGAAAUGGGGGAUAUGUUGAUUUUCAGCAUCGACGAGAAUGAGACCAAGAUGUUGCUAGCGGCGACUAAACCUAUGUUUCCCGAACAACUCCAACGGUGGGACUAUUUAUGUGUUGUGGCGAUGGUGGUGGCAAAAAAAGCCCCAGCUGCAAAUGAUCGAUACCAUGAGGUAGAACAGGUGAUAUGGUUUAGGCUGGUCACUCAUUGGGAGCGGGAUUGUGAGGGGAGCUUCCGGCUAGUAGCAGUGGAGGAAAAUAAUAACGACGGUGAUGACAUAGAGGGCAACAGUAGAACAACAGGACUGAUUUUAGUGAAAGACCAGUUGCCAUUGAAGAGGACUUUCGACAUAUAUUAUAUUCAUAUGCUGUUUGCUCUUUUUUCCAUAGUUUUCAUGUAUUCUUUUUCUUGGAUUAUCUUUUUCCUAAGGAAUCGUUUGUGUUGAUAAAUUAAAAUACGGUGAAAACUGUUGUUUU